AUGGGAGCCAACACUAUACGGGGGAGGGCACCUGCUCCUCCUCUUGGCCUCGAUGCCUCAGCAGCUCCACUACAGCCUACUAUGGGGGAUGGAUCGGAUAGGCAAGAGCGCAAGUUAUUUGUGGGAGGUCUACCAGCAGGGUGUGGUAGAGAGGAGUUUGAUGCCUAUUUUGGGCAGUAUGGUGUAUUAGAGGAUUCUAUAGUAAUGACUGAUAGGCUUACUGGCAGGACUAGAGGCUUUGGCUUCGUCACCUAUACCACUCUUGAAGCUACUGAGGUAAUACUACUAGUAAUGUAUGGUGAUAUCAGCAUUGCCACGUGUAUGCAGUGUUGUCUGGGGAGUGGUCCACAUGUGUUAAUGGAUAAGAUGAUUGAUGUCAAGAGAGCAAUGAUAGAGGGGGCUGGUGGGUCCCAUCCUCAGAGUGGGGGUCGUAUAUCAGGAGGAGGGGACAGGAGAUACCCUCCCAUGGGUAAGGGUAAGGGCGGUGACUACAUGUAUGAGGGGGGUUACUCUAGUAAAUAUAGUGCUCCUCCUGUUGGUGAUGGUAUAUCGUUCGCAUCUCCUUCUGAUGGUUACAACCCAUGCAAGCUGUUCAUUGGUGGUAUACCAUCGGACUUGGACCAAGGUCGACUCGACCAAUUCUUCUCCCAGUAUGGGAAUAUAGUAGAUUCAGUGGUAAUGAAGGAUAGGAUUACCGGCAAACCUAGAGGAUUUGCCUAUGUUACCUACUCUACCCCUGAGGAAGCACAGACUGCUAUCAAUGCUGGGGAUGCGAAUAUACUCGAUGGCAAAUGGCUACUCGAGGUUCAAGUGCACCAGGAUCGGGUUUCCGUGCAUCAUCGUCGUCGUCGUCGUCUGGUCCUCCCCCAGGGUAGGUACCUCACUCUUAGUAUUCAUAGGAGUAGCAUAGUGCGUCCAUCAUCGACGUUUGUAGCCUCGUCCCCUAAUGGUAGUAGUGCUGUCGGUGGGGACAAUCCAUCUAAGGUCUUCAUUGGGGGAGUGCCUGCUUCUGUUGAUAAUGGCCGAUUACAAGAGGUUAUGUCACAGUAUGGUAGAAUUAUAGACUGUAUCAUCAUGACCGAUCGUGUUACUGCCCGUCCUAGAGGCUUUGCCUACUGCACCUAUAGUACACCAGAAGAGGCCCAAGCAGCGUGUAAUGGUGGCAGCAACAACUCUAUUGAUGGCCAAUGGUUCGAUGUGAAACCUGCCACUAGAGAUCCGGCGGUUUGUGGCCCAGGAGGAAGGCCUUCGAGAGGAGAGUACCCAACGAGGGAGGCUUAUGAUAAUACUCGGCAAUACCAAUACCAAUCACCAGGGCCUCAGUACGGUCAGUUUAGAAGGGAAGGAGGGUCCUUUAGCCGUGGUGGUGGUGGUGGUGGAAGGUAUGAUACGCCUUACACUCAAGGUAUGUACCCACAGCAGCAGUACUCUCGGGUACCCUAUCAGCAACAGCAACAACAACCCUAUCCUGGCCAAUUGCCACCACAACAACAGUAUCGUGCUUCUCCGUAUUAG
Messenger RNA from Perkinsus marinus ATCC 50983, 1515 nucleotides. RefSeq names its product RNA-binding protein, putative. Gene Ontology annotation, molecular function: RNA binding. The record is from RefSeq and is a predicted model, not a curated record. Lineage: Eukaryota; Perkinsozoa; Perkinsida; Perkinsidae. The coding region runs from base 1 to 1515 and encodes 504 amino acids. The transcript has 10 exons.